Phoenix dactylifera (date palm) is the source of this 4248-nucleotide messenger RNA. Lineage: Eukaryota; Viridiplantae; Streptophyta; Magnoliopsida; Arecales; Arecaceae. The record is from RefSeq and is a predicted model, not a curated record.
GUGGGAGGAGUCGAAGCUGGCGGUGGCGGUGGCGGUGGCGAUAGCCUCUUUGAGGCGGUCGAGGGCCCUGACAUGCUCACCGUCCCUUCUCCACCACCAGCCCAGCAGGUGGGUGGGGCUCGUGCUCCUGGGUGGGCCUGGUCUUCUUCUUCUUCUUCUUGCGGUUGGAGAGGUCGAGGGAGCGGUAGAUGUCGUCGACAGUGAGGACGGAGGUGGAGACGAGGAGGCGGUGGAGGUGAGGUUUAGAGGGGACCGCUGUGAGCUCGAUGGAGGUCAUAGACAUCAAACUCGAAGAGGUUGGCGAUGACCCCCGUCCUCUCUCCCAUCGCCGACGCCCCUACACAAGGUCAUUGGGCAUCACCACCAAUGACUUCACCAACUCGACUUGGCAACAAAAUGAAGAAGAUUCAUCUGGUGCUUCUAUCGGCCUUCCUGAAAAAGAGGAAAUCGAUUCCCGUUCCAUCUUUGUUGGCAAUGUUGAUUAUGCUUGCAAUCCCGAGGAGAUUCAACAACACUUCCAGUCUUGUGGCACAGUAAACAGAGUAACAAUUUUGUCUGACAUCUUCGGCCAGCCCAAGGGAUAUGCAUAUGUGGAGUUUGCAGAAGUAGAUGCUGUUCAGAAUGCUCUCUUAUUGAAUGAAACAGAGUUGCAUGGUCGUCCAUUGAGGGUGUUGCCUAAAAGAACCAACAUUCCAGGAAUGAAACAGAACUGGGGUCCUUUUGGUUAUGGAAAAAUUCCAAGGUUUAGGCGAGCAAUGCGCUACAGACCAUACUACUGAAGGGUGUAUGCAUCACUGCAUGGCAAACUCUACUGUGGCAUUCGCCAGGUUGCUGUGCAUGACAUGUGGAAGACCCAGAAUCUUUAAAAGUGAUGGCUCCAGUGUCAAGAACAUUAUGGGACUCAUGACUUUUCUUUGCCCUAUUAAGCCAGAUUUCUAGAUUAGUAUGAACUAAUAUGUUUUAACAUAAGUUAUGUUAUAUGUUUCUCUUUUUUAUUAACUAGAUGUCAGAAGUUGCUCAAACCCAGCUGGAGUGUUUCACCUUUGAUGCAUCAAGAAAGCGCAACUUGGCCCUCUUUUAUGUGGUUCAUAACCUGCCUUGUUUCAGUCAUGAUGGAUGUUACAAGAAAGGAUAGUGGAAAAAGCUAGAAAACACUUGCUACCGAUCACUGGUCAGUUCAUUGAGGGAUGUGGGAGUCGGUGAUUGCCUAGGCAGAGGUGGAGCCUGAGAGAUACCGGACGAACUGAGCGGUGAUCACCGGAUGAAGUCGGUGAUCACCGCAGCCGACGCCUCUAUGUUUGGCAGCAAUCCCUACUGCCACAUCCUGGAUGAGCUGGUGGUGAUCAUUAGCAGCUAAUCGAUAGCAGUACUCAAGGACAGUUCAACUUGCUGACACAAGAUCCUCUUGGCUUGGUCAUAUCACUAUACAUGAUAAUUACUUGGCCACCCUUGUAUUAUAUUGGUCCUUGUUGCACAAUGUGAUGAUGCAUAUGAUACAUGCACACAACACGCACACACAUAUUGUGUCAGCUAAUUAUCUUCAUAAAUGUGAUGAUGUAUAUGAUCCAUGCACACAACAAAUACACACACACACACACAUUGUGUCAGCUAUUUUUCUUUAUUGAGAAUUAGGAUAUGUAGAAGCCCCAGCUAAAAUCAGACUUGAGUGCAGGAUCCAAUCCAUGUCUCUAGAAUCAAGAUAAAUGACUUUACCAACUCUUCCAAUUCGUACCCUCUAGUUGAUGUGAAAGUUAAAUUGCAUUUCAUAAGGCUUGGCUCACUUGGAUAUGAUUUAACCCAUUUAGCAAGCAAAACAAACUCAAUAGAACACAUUAAAGUUCAACAUAUUGUAGACUCAUAAAAAUAAUCAUGUACGAUAAAGUCUUAAAAUCCAUUGUCCUUGCUAUAAGAAACAUAUUCUGUACCACUAGCUGUAAAAAUCAAUGUGAUCAGAAUGUGAAAGAAAGUGGAACUAGAUUAUUUUUAAUAUCCUUUCUGAUUUGAAACUACUUGGAUAUUUACUCUUUCUCCCCCAUCUUCCUCCUACUUUUUUUUUGGAUUUUUCGAAGAAGAAGAUAUAGAGCUACACCACCUUGUAUUGGGUAAAACUAGAGAUCGAAAUCUGGUCUCUAGUAUCACAAGAUGGAGUCUUAUAAACUCCAUCAUCGACACCUUAAUAGAUAUUGGAAGGAUAAUGUUUGAUUUCUUUUAUCUUUUAAUUUUUGUGAGAAAUCAUGAACAGUUUCACCCAAGGAUGUGAUGCUUCUUUUUUCUUUUUGAGAAGAAGAGGGGUGUAUCCUUUAUUUAUUUCAUGAGAUAUAGAAACAAGUAGGAAAUGAAGAAGAGAAAGGAGUCAACUUGAGCUUGAGAACAAACUAGCAAGGAAUUUGAAAUCAGCAGCUGCUUUAGAAUUUACCACAUAGCUCCAAUCUUUUCAGCACCUCCAGAUGUCAAAUAGCAGGACUCCUUGACGGUCUUGCUUUUGCCAUUGAAAACCCUGUCAUUUCUUUGAAGUCAUAAUCUCCACAAAAUAGGUAUGAUUAGAAGCCACCAUCCAGUUCUCAACUACUUAGAAACCUUGAGUUUUUGACUUUGUAUGUCUCUAUAAGCAUGUAGCAACCAUGUGCUUGGAAGUUGAAGCAUGAGCACAGAGAGAUGAUUUGAGUGCAAUGGAGUUGCUUGGAAAUGGCCGGUUGCAGGCCAAAACCAACAAACGAAAGAGAGUACUUACUUUUGGUCUGAUGGAAAACACAAGGUGACCUGUUGAAUAACCAAAAGUUUGAAACCUCACUGACAAAAUAUAGGAAACAAAAUGAAAAUCUUAAAGUACUAAUAACAUGUUCAUGUACAAUGUCUGUUGCUUUUGGCACCUAAUGUUUGGAUUAUUUUUCUCUUGCAUCAGUUGAAAGCAUUCUAUGAGAUAGAUUUUUACCUAUGCUUGCUUAUUUUAAUAUAUUAACCAGUCUGGCCGUGCCUGUGCCUGGACCUCUUUUUCUAUAUUCCUCAUGAAACAAGUUACCAAAGUCCAGAAUAAGCUAGCACUGGAGCCAUGCCUUGAAACACCUGCCUUCCUAACACCCUUUUUUGCACUGUAGUUCGGUAGAAAGAUGUUUGAUUUCAGAGUUAGCAGAGUGACAUGCAUCUAGAUGGACUACGACAAGGUGUGAUUAGAAAUUCAAAUCGAUCCAUUUAAUAGCUAAAGAAUAUUAAACAAAAGAGAGUAAUACUAGAGAAUAUGUUAUUGUAUUAAAUUCUAAUAAUUUUUAUCGAACAUGUCACAAACAUGAAAAUUAAGAUUCAUAGGAAGGUGAAGGGUGUCUGCUAGCUGAAUUGGUAAAGCCUUAUUUUGAUAUAAGGGACUUGGAACCUGUGAGGAUCUGUGCGGGCGUAUGUUUAAUCCCACAUCGAUUAUUCGCUGGAUAGAUCUUGAAUACUUAUACAUGAUUAAAUGGUAUCAGAGCGGAUGAGGUCAUGAGUUAUAGAACUUGGGAUCUGUGAGGACCUAUGCGGGCGUAUGUUUAGUCCCACAUCGGUUAUUCGCUGGUUAUUCGUUGGGUAUGCUUGGUCCCACAUCAGUUGUUCCCCCACUUAUUUUGUUUCACUCUCUUUCAUUUUUAUGCAUUUGAUAAAAGGAUAAACCAGGAUCCUGAUUUGAAGAUGAUCAUUCUUGUAGAAAAUCAAAAGUGUGUAGUUAACGCAUCCAAUAAAAUAGCUCUAUGCAUCCAACAAUAUGCACUUGCGAUGUUAUGCAGAGAGAUUAUUUCAGAUGAAGCAAUAUGAAAAUCUUUGGAACCAGAAGCAGAGUACAGAAGUUGCGAGAGAACUACUUCAAUGUUCAUGCAGAGAGAAUAUUUCAGAUGAAGCAUUAUGAAAAUCUUUGGAACUAGAAGCAGAGUACAGAAGUUGCAAGAGAACUACUUUUGCCAGACUCAGGAUUUUAUUGGGUGUGGACAUAACAGACUUCAGCGACAAGCAGAAAUUGAAAGAUACCCAUUAAAUGCACGCUUUGAUAAUAAGCUUGAGGUUGCUAGAAUGGGUUUCUUUUGGAAAGACCAACAGAGAUACAUCGCUGAUGCAGUCGCAACAAAUUUCAGACAUUGUGAUGCUAGGCUUAUGUGCCCCCUGGAAUGUAAUAAGGUGGGAUUAAAGAAAUUAUUUAUAACAGAACUCAGGCAGAAUCAGAUAGAUAAAACAUUGAAGUCGGAUUUUUUAAUCGUUAGUAUAAUCAAUCAGGUUAAUUUGACCCGA